UGCAGGACUCUAUCAGUGUCUGUGGAGUCCAGACUGAUUCCGGAUCCGUCUGCUCGUGAUGUGGUCAUGUAGUCUCGGCUGAGGACUGAGAUCUUCUACAGACUGAAGGAGAUUGCUGGGGGCUCUGAGGAUGCUUUUAUUCAUUCUUUUAUCAGGUCUAUUCCUGUGUGGAUGUGCGCAAUAUUCCAGCGACCAGUGCAACUGGAGAGGAAGUGGUCUGAUGCACGAGGCUCGCGAGCGGGACGUGGAGCAGGUGCACCUGCGCUGUGCUGAAGGCUCUCUGGAGUGGCUCUAUCCCACAGGAGCCCUCAUCGUCAACCUGAGGCCCAACCUGCCCCCGGCGGAGGGUCACCUGCGCGCCUGCAUCAAGCCGCGGCCGGACUCCCGCGGGGCCACGCUGUACGUGGAGCGGACCGGAGAGCUGCGGCUGCUGCUGACGGAGGAGGAUCAGGCGGCUGGACGCGUGGGCUGCUUCUCUCUGCAGGAGGGGGCGCUGUUUGUGGAGGCGUCUGCGCGACGGGACAUCAGCAGGACAAUCACAGCGUUUCAGUAUCAGCUGAUCUCCACACAGACGCCAGGAGACGAGCCCUGCUCACCUACAGCUGCAUGCAGGCCCUGCGCUGAUGAGGAGCUGCUGAUGGCGAUCUGCACCAGUGACUUCGUGGUGCGCGGCAGUGUUCAUCAUGUGGAGGAGGAGGAGGAGGAGGAUGAAGGUGAGGCGUCAGUGGUGUUGUCGUUGAGUCACGUGUACCGUCAGAAGAGCCGUGUGUUUGUGUCCGGCGGCGGGGGGCGCGGGCGCGGCCGGUGGACGGGUCGUGUGAAGACACCGCGGCGGUGCGGCCCGCGAGCAGGACAGGGCGAGCUCCUCUUCACGGGCGCCGUGCGGUUCCAGGAAGCGUGGCUGGGAUGUGCUGCUCUCUAUGAAGACUUCAUCAGACUCUACCGAGCGUCUCUGGACGCGGGAACAAACCCCUGCCACAUAGACAACAGACUGAGAGACACACAAACAGACCUCUGCUGGUGUUAA
Molecule: messenger RNA, 1027 nt
Organism: Cyprinus carpio (common carp)
Lineage: Eukaryota; Metazoa; Chordata; Actinopteri; Cypriniformes; Cyprinidae
Product: meteorin-like protein
Biological process (GO): energy homeostasis; positive regulation of brown fat cell differentiation
Molecular function (GO): hormone activity
Source: RefSeq, a predicted model, not a curated record